AUGGAUCACAACGGCAACUUCAGCUCUAACCGCUCGGAGCACUUCCGCGCAACAAAGAUCUGGAAUACGAUCGUAUCAGCUGUCAAACAGAACAUGCCGCUUGGCCGUCAUCGAAGAGGUCUCAAGCUAUUCGAGAACUGCUUCCCAGGAAGCGAAGCGGUCUCGUGGACUCUCGACUUCCUGAAGAACAAUCGCAAUCUUCUGCCUAACGGCCAGGAGGUCACGAGACAGAAAGUCGUUCUGCUCAUGCAGAAGUUCGUGGAGCAGAAAAUCAUCCACGACGUACGAGGUCGCAGCGAGGAUUUCAAAGACUCGUCAUCGCAUCUGUACGCUUUCUGCAAUGAAAACAUUCCACCCGUCAAUAACACAACGAAAGCAGCUUUCAAAUCUCGCAGCAGCAGUUUGGGCCACAUCACUCCUCCAAUGAAGUGCGCCACCAGUAUUGUCAAAUCUGCUCUCGUGGGAUUGUCAUACCAGAAAGUGCGCCGCGAGUCGUCGUCGCUCGUCGCCACCUAAGAAGCAUCUUGGCAGUUUCUCACGAAGGAUGAACAUGAACGAAAGUUCUCAACUUGUCGACAAAACUCAAGAACGAGUU
Messenger RNA from Galendromus occidentalis (western predatory mite), 595 nucleotides. Its product is annotated as DEP domain-containing protein 1B. Gene Ontology annotation, biological process: intracellular signal transduction. The record is from RefSeq and is a predicted model, not a curated record. The transcript is spliced from 2 exons. Lineage: Eukaryota; Metazoa; Arthropoda; Arachnida; Mesostigmata; Phytoseiidae. Bases 1 to 516 code for a protein of 171 amino acids.